AUGUCCAGAGAAUCGAAGGAUCGUAAAACAUGGAUCAAAAUAUUUACAGUUUCUAAUCCUCAGGAGCAUCCUGGUGGGUUCACAGUGUACAAGGUGGUCGAGACAACCUUCCCGACUUCAUCGCCUGACCUCGCCUGUACAACUACUGCCUGGAAACGAUGGUCACAAGUCAAGACCCGGUUCAAGUAUUUCAUUAACAAACAUUUACUAACGGAUGUUUAUUUGUUUAGACCCGGUUCAAGUAUUAACUCAGAAUCCAAUCUUAAUCUGUCUAUCUCAGUGUCACAGGAUUUAAGUAUUGAUGCAACCCCUGCAUUAGUUCCUAGCCCUGUCUUUUCGGAGCCAUCUGCCUCCGAUAGUAAAGUUUAUUUAGCCUCCGAAAAAUCAAGUCCAAGCUCUGAUCUUUCAACUUCUACCUCCGAACAAUCAACUCAGCCUGCUUCCAACAACUUUAUUCAUCCCACCUCCGAAGAAUCUACGCCCUCUGCCUCCGUAGCUUCUCUCACGUUUCUCUCUGCCCUCUCCUCCCCUCUCUCCGAAUGUUUAUCCACGCCUCCGAUUAAAUCAAGUGAAGAACCUUUUACAGUAGAUCUUGCAUCGAAACCUCUUAACCACACUGACUUUGAUAUAAAACAAUCCAAUCCAACCAAUCCGGAUCCAUUUGAUCCCCUCAAUGCAGAUUUUACUGACCCAGCCCAGCUAUUCUUGAACCAGACAAACAAUAGGGUCAACCUGGACCUGUCUACAUUAAACCUCCAGGAGACGGGGGAGGCUGAAUUGUCGAGACCAACCGAGGCUGCUUGUCCCGGCGAGGAGGCCGGGCUGACCAACUACGAGGACAGUAACGGUGGUAUCCCGCUGUACAUAACGGAGUCUGCUCAGAUUAUCGCGGAGGCUCUCUCCCUAGAAGCGGAGGAGAAGUUUGAUCAAAGCAUUGCUUCCUACAGAUCAGCUAUAGGAAAGCUGCUAAGCAGUGUACAAGCUGACCCUGAUGCUACCAGGAGGGCAGCUGUGAAGAAACGAGUGGCGCAGUACAUAUCUAAAGCAGAACAGCUAGUUGAAAGAGAGCUAGAUGCUAAGGCUAGAAGACCAGGGAAGAAGAUUAGUGGAAUCCCUCACCUACAACUGUUCGGUCAACUUUCACAACUCAGGAAGUACAAGGUUGUAGAUAUACUUGAUGGAAGGCUAAUUCUAGCUCAGAAUAUAGACACAUUAGAGAAGGUCGUCUUCAAGGUUCUCCAGAAAUCUGCAGGUAGGUCUACCCUGUAUAUUCUAGAUCAUGUUUACAGGACACCCUGA
Molecule: messenger RNA, 1299 nt
Organism: Eurytemora carolleeae
Lineage: Eukaryota; Metazoa; Arthropoda; Copepoda; Calanoida; Temoridae
Exons: 8
Coding region: 1-1299 (432 amino acids)
Source: RefSeq, a predicted model, not a curated record